This is a messenger RNA of Papilio polytes (common Mormon), 1603 nucleotides long. RefSeq names its product cytochrome P450 6B5-like. NCBI's taxonomy places the organism in Eukaryota, Metazoa, Arthropoda, Insecta, Lepidoptera, Papilionidae. The record is from RefSeq and is a predicted model, not a curated record. Gene Ontology annotation, molecular function: iron ion binding; monooxygenase activity; oxidoreductase activity, acting on paired donors, with incorporation or reduction of molecular oxygen. The coding region runs from base 41 to 1549 and encodes 502 amino acids. The transcript is spliced from 2 exons.
CGAUAACGCUGCUCAUUUGAUAAUAAGAAUCCAUCGAGCCAUGGCGUACAUGUACGUGGUGUUAGCGGCGGCCGCGUGCUACCUGCUAUACCACUACGUGACGAGGACCUUCGGCUAUUGGAAGAAGCGUCGUGUCAAUGGACCGCCACCCGUACCGUUGUUCGGCAGCCUGCAGGCCUCCGUACUGCGCAAACAGAACACCGCCGUCGUCUUCCGCGACAUCUACAAGCAGUUCCCCAACGACAAAAUAGUCGGCAUGUAUCGCAUGACGACGCCCUGCCUCCUCGUUCGGGACCUCGACAUCGCCAAGACCAUCCUCAUUAAGGACUUCGAUUGCUUCUCGGACCGCGGCGUGUCCUUUAGCGAGCGCGGCCUCGGCAACAAUCUGUUCCACGCUGACACUCAUAUAUGGCGCGUCCUGCGCAACCGCUUCACGCCCAUCUUCACCUCCACAAAGCUCAAGAAUAUGGUGUACCUGAUGGAGCAGAGCGGGGAUAGGUUCGUGGAGUUCCUGCGACAGCAGUGCGCGCAGCGGCAGGAGCAGGAGCUUCACGCGCUCAUCCAGCGCUACACUGUGGCCACUAUCUCAGCGUGCGCGUUCGGCCUCGACUUCGACACCAUCACCGACAAGAUACACGUGCUGCAGAAACUGGACAACAUCAUCUUCUCGCCGUCGUUCAUCGACGAGGUGGACAUGAUGUACCCGGGCAUUCUAAAAAAGCUCAACUUGGACAUCUUUCCGAAGGAGAUAUCGGAUUUCUUCGACUCGCUGGUUACGACGGUGGUGACGCAGAGGAACGGCAAGCCGACCAAUAGAAAGGACUUCAUGGACCUCAUCCUGGAGCUGCGGCAGCAAGGCGAGAUCCACGGCAGCAAACGAUCGGAAGAUGAACAAGAGCGCAAGCUGGAUUUGACGGACGACAUUAUCGCCGCCCAGGCGUUCGUGUUCUACGCAGGCGGGUACGAGACUAGCGCUAGCACCAUGUCGUUCAUGCUGUACGAGAUGGCGCGCAACCCCGACCUGCAGGACAGGGUCAUACAGGAGGUGGACGAUGUGAUGAGGAAGUACGACGGCAAACUGACGUUCGAGGCGCUCAACGAGCUCAAGUAUAUGGAGCAGGUGUUUGACGAGACCCUGCGCCUGUAUCCCAUCGUGGACCCGCUGCAGCGGCGCGCGCAGAAGGACUACCAGAUCCCCGGCACCGACGUGACGGUGGAAGCAGGUCAGAUGGUGUUCGUGACGGCGGCCGGCAUACAUCGCGACGAGCGGUACUACCCCGACCCCGAGAGGUUCGACCCGGAGAGAUUUUCCCCAGAAAACUCGAGCAACAGACAUCCAUGUGCCUACCUGCCCUUCGGAGUCGGACCCAGGAAUUGUAUCGGGAUGCGAUUUUCUAAAAUCCAAUCAAGAAUGUGUAUGGCAAAGUUCUUUUCUUCGUUCCGUGUGUCGGCGACGCGCGAGACGCUGCGCGGGCUGCGCUUCGUGCCGCGGAGGUUCAUCCUCGGCUCCGACAACAUAAAGCUCAACAUUAUACCCAGAAAAUUAUAAAUAACCAAAUAUGUUAUUAUUGUAAACUGUUAAGUUUGUUUUAAUAAAGUUUUU